This is a messenger RNA of Tetrahymena thermophila SB210, 2952 nucleotides long. RefSeq lists its product as hypothetical. The transcript is spliced from 2 exons. NCBI's taxonomy places the organism in Eukaryota, Ciliophora, Oligohymenophorea, Hymenostomatida, Tetrahymenidae. The record is from RefSeq and is a predicted model, not a curated record.
AUGAUUAAUAUAGAAAAGUAAGUUGAAGAACUGUAUAAUAAUACUAAACUUCAAACAAGAGACUUUACAAAGCUAGAACUUCUAGACAAGCAGAUAACGAGCUUUAUAAAGAAAUAAGAUUCUCUAGAUACUUGCUAGUUAAACCAAAUUUCAAAAAUAUCUGCUAAACUAUUAGAAAUAUACUUUACUCUUGAGGAAGAAUAUGAGCUUAAAAUAUAUUAAGCAGCAAAUGAAAAUUUAGAAAUGUAAGAUGAAGCAAAUGAUAUUACUUUGAUGUCCAUAUUUAUAACAGGUAAAAUAUCUUUAGAAACAAUAAACUUUUGCUUUUAAAUGUCUUUAAAGUGCCCAGAUACAGACUUAAAAUUCACUAUUGCAUAGUUGCUCGAUUUAUUGGUAAUCAACAUUACUUAUUGUAGAAAGCUAAUUGAUUUGUCCUAGGCAUAAAAAUAUGAAAAUUUAAUGAAUGAAUUGUCUACAAAUAACUAGGUUAUUUUUAAUUAACUUUUUGAAGAGCUGUAACUGAGUGAGUACUUACAAAAUUUAUAUUUAUGCAAUUAAGUUAAUUUAUUAGAAAUGAAAUCACUUAGCUAAAAAACUAAAUUCUCUGAUUUAAUUAGUCUUUCAGAUAAAAUAUUAAACUUAUUUAAUAUUUAUCCGAUGUUAAAUGUUUCUAAAUAAAAUAUUAUAGAAAAUAUUUUAAUUAUUUUAUUUAAACAAGUUUAAGAUUGCGAAACAAAAAAAGUUGAAGAAAUUAUACAAAUGUUAAAUCCUAUUUCUCAUAUAUUUUAAGAUAUAGAUAUAUCUUAUUAUAUUCAUUUCUAAAAAUUAAGGCUUAUAAAUGCCUUAGAGCAUAAGGAUAAGGAGUCAUAUGAAUAACUGGAAAAAGAGUUUAAUUAAACAUUUUAAAUAGAUCCUUAUGAUUUUUUUUUGUUAAUUAUUAAUGCUAAAAAAUUGAAAAUUUACUAAGAAGAGAAAUCUGUGUAAUAGAUUAUUUAGUAUAUCGAAGAUUUCUCAAUUAACAACAGAUCAAUUACAAGCUAUGAAUUUUCAUAAUUAAUAUAAGAAAUAUGUAGCUUAGGCAAUAAUUAUUUUAACUUUGCUCUUAAAUUAUUUUAAAAAUACAUCUCAUAAAAUAUAGGAUUUUUUACACAAUAAAAAAAAAUAUAGCAACCUUUUUAUGACUCAGUUGGAAUGAUUUGCACUUUAAUAGAUGAAUUUUUAAACUAUAAGGAUCAUAAAAAAUAAAUAAAUGAAGUUAUAGAAGGGUUGACAAGCUCUAUUACUUAAAUCAUAGGAAUUAGCUCUUAAAUUAUAAAUAUAAAAGUAAAUGAUAUUAAUAAUUUAUAGAUUUUAAGUUAGAAGCUUGCAAAGUUAACAUUAGAAAUUGCUUUAAAUUUAAAUAGUCUUAAAGAAUAGUCAAUAUAAAAUGCUUUAAAAAUUAUUGAAGCUUUCUUGACUUUCUCAAAGAAUAUAGAAUAGGAUUAUGAUUAAAGCAAAUUUUUAGCUAGCGAAAUCAGCUGUAUUGGUUUAAUUUUUGCAACAAAACUUAAAAAUCAAAAAUAUAUUACUGAUUUUUCAUAAUAUACCAAAGAAUUUGAUUUACUUCCAUAAUUAUUGUAGUCCCAAAACUAAAAUUUUUAAAUUUGUUAAAGCGAGUUCGAAAAGUUGUUAAAAUAGCUUUUAGCAACAAGUAGUAACUCUUAUAAUCAAAAUACUAUUAACUUAUUUUUGUAUAAGAACACAAUAAUUCAAAUUGGAAAUCAUAAAAACCUUAUUUAGGUGUAUGACAAUUUUAUAGGAUAAAAUUUUGAUUAAUAUGUUAAUUUUUUUACUUAAAAUUCGACUCAAAGUUAGUUUGAGAAAGGUUUAGGUAUUAGUUUAUGCACACCAUUUGUAAAAAAAUUAGGAUAACUAAAAUAAGGCAUUUCAAAGAAUAUUGAGGAAUCUUUAUAGAUUUUAAAAAUGCUUUCUCAUCUUAUAGAUAGAUUUUAUUAGUAUUACCUAACUUAAGAUAGAGAUAUUCCUUUAAACAUUCUUAUUCUUGAAAAUGAAAGAAAUGAAUUAAUAUAAACAAUGGAAAUAUACUUUUAUGAAAGAUCAAUUACUUCUGACCUUAGUGUUAGUUGUAAAUUUCUACAUUUCAUGAUACUUUACUUUUGUUUGGAAAUAGUAUUUGAUAAUUAAGAUUAAGUUAGCUUCUUCGAAUAAAAGUAUUUUGAUUAGUGUUUGAUGAAAUUGCUGUGUUAUUAAUAGGAUAAACCUUAAACUUAAUCAUAAACUAAAUUAUUUAAAAAUCCAUAAUUUUUUAAAAGCCUAACUUUAUUAUUCUCAUACCAAGUAGCAUUUUAUGAGUUCUAGUUAAAAUAAAUUAACAUGACAGAAGUUUAGCUAAAUAAUUUAUGUAACUUAAUAGAAAAAUAUGAACUAAGCUGUCUAAAUCUUAUUUGCUAUGAAAAAUAAGUGGCUAAUAAGUCAAUAGAUGACAAAAUAAAAAAUCAGUUUUUCUUAUUUUAAUAUAUUUUUUCUAUAUUAAAAAAUGAUGUAUAAAAAUGUCUCUACAUAAUUGAGGAUUUCUAUUAAUAUUAUCCAGAUUCUUUAGUUCUUUUAUCUCAAAUAAGUAAGAUCAAAUAAAAUUAAAAUUUAAGCUAUACAAUAAAUAAAAAGUACAUUUACUACCUCAGUUUACAAAAUUAUUAAUCAAAAUAUUUUUCACUUGAAUUAAUAUUAGACUUUGUCGAUCAAUUAGAUAACAGAGAAUCAUCUGAUUCAUUUUAUAUAGCAAUUAAAUAAAUUUUACAAAAUAUCAUAGAUCAAUCUUUACUCCAACCUUCAUAACUUUAAACUGCUAAUUUUAUUUUAAAGGAAUUAAUUUCUAAAUUAAAAUUACUCAAUCUAAACCAUCCAGAAAUAUCUCAAUUAUCACAAAUAUAAAAAAGAAUAAAAUGGAAAUGA